Molecule: messenger RNA, 1261 nt
Organism: Eutrema salsugineum
Lineage: Eukaryota; Viridiplantae; Streptophyta; Magnoliopsida; Brassicales; Brassicaceae
Exons: 1
Coding region: 174-1085 (303 amino acids)
Source: RefSeq, a predicted model, not a curated record
UCUCUCUCUAUCUAAAACAGCGAUCUUAGAAGAAAAAGACAAAAUCUUUACCACCAGAUCCUCUGCUUCUUACAGGUUGUCACAUCACUCUAUAACUCAGCGAAACUUUCGGGGAAUAAAACUUUCCGGCUAAAUCCUCUCCCCGAACCUUCAUUUUUUAUAUUUUUUCUCCGAUGAGGUGUAAAAGACACACCGUCGAUUUUAGCAGCAACAACGGCGUAUGCGCUUCUUGCCUCCGUGAACGUCUCCUCUCCCUCGCCGCUUCCGCCGCCGCUACAGCCGCCGUGGAAGAUAAUCUCCGUCAAUCGCAUAAAUCCAGUAAUCCUCAGUUUCUGAUUUUCCCUCGUUCUGUUUCUCCUUACGUAACCCGUAGAAAAUCCGACGCCGGAGGAGCAGAUCCAUUAACCUCUAAUCGCCGAUUCUUCACCACGCCUCAGGUCGAUCUCGGCUAUUCAUGCAAGGAUUUCGAUUCGAAUCGAUCUUCUAAAUCCAAAGGGGGUAAAAUUUCCAGAAUCUCUAAUCUAUUCAGAGCCAGAUCUGAAGAUUUCGAUUCCAAUCCCAAAUCCAAUCCUAGAUCUUCCUGCGACGUGUCCGAGUCUUCUUCGUCUUCUUCGUGGUCAUGGAUGUCGUCGAUUCUCUCCACCGGUCGAUCCAAAAGGCAACCGACCACCGCGUGCUACAUCGAAGACGUAAUCCCCGGUCGUAGACCUCAACGAGUUUUCUGUCGAGGAAUGUCGCCUGCGAGAGAUACGGAGUUGGAGUACAAAAACGAGCCACCAUCGGAAUCAAUUGAGGAAACGCCGGGGAGAUCGCGAAGAACCCCGGCGACGAAAACUCCGGGAAGGAGGAAGAUUGCGAACGGGAUUGGGAAGAGCAUGUCGGGGAUGGGCUUCUGUUUGAGUCCGUUGGUGAGAGCUAGCCCUAACUGUCCUUUUAAACGGAAAAUCAGAUUUCCAUCGGAAUUCGUCGGUAACGCCGGCGAGAUAACGGCGCCGGAAAAACCACAUAUCUCAGCAGCGGCGUCGUUUUGCGCAAACAGGUCGAAGAAGCUCGUGGAUUUAGGUAGAGUUAAUCCCCGCCGUUGAGUUUUUGGUGGGAAGUCUGGUCAACGUUUGACUACCGCACACGUAAAUUACGUCCGUAUCCUCGUCACUCCUAAAGAUGGAUUUUUCUCAAAAUCAAGUUUUUUUUUUAUUUGGCUUGAAGGUGUUAAAUCAGAAUGAACAAAGUGUUAAAAAAAAAUUAAAAUUACUAUUGGUUU